AUGUCCUUCCGAAAGCGCAACGUCGUCCUAUCCGGCACGGCUGCUGGUGAGGUUUCGCCCCGGCGGCCACAGACGUCUCCAAUCGACCGGGGCGCACCUGCCGCGCGACCUGGCAACGCUUCACUACAGGCUGCUUUGCCGUUACGGCAGGCACUAGGCACUGCAUCCCCUGGCCCGGGAAAGUCGUCGCCGGGCCCCAGGCACAGGCCCCUCCGGAAGCCAACGUGGCAGCCCGGCGAGCGCACGGUGCUCAGCCCUGAGGAACAGGCCCGUCUCGAGCCCGAGAAGAAGAGAAUCCGCGCAGCUCUUGCAAAGGAGUACGAGAAGAUCCUUCGCCCUACGCCAGCGUCGAGACUGCCACCACUUGACGCCGGAGCGCGGCCUUCGCCCUACGACGGCCGGCCCAUUACAUCCACAGGCACCGCGUCCGUCGACCAGCUGCUGGCAGGUUACGGCGGACUCGUCCUGGGCCACUCACUGCUUGUCGAGGAGCAGGGCACGACCGAUUUUGCCAGCGUCCUGCUGCGCGCGUAUGCGGCAGAGGGUCUGGUGCAAGGCCACCAUGUCCACGUGCUGGGCGUGGGCGCUGGAUGGCGGACAGAGCUCCCAGGACUGGCAUCCGCAUCGUCAUCCUCGUCCAGGGGCAAGCACGCACAGGAUGCUGCCAGUGACAAGAUGAAGAUUGCAUGGCGCUACGAGGCGCUGGCACCGCGACCAACGGCGAAGCCUCAGAGAGGAUCUACGCAAGGAACUCCUGGUACGCCCAUUGCUACCUUCUGCCACACGUUUGAUCUGACCAAACGCCUGGCUCCAACGGACAUCAAAGGCACAUUGCACGCUUCUCCACUGCCAAAUCCCCUGCAGCCCUCGCUGCAGCCCGAGCUCGAAAACUCGCCGAUUCGCACGUUCCUCGCAUCCAUCAGUGCCAGUCUUGCAUCGACACCGCCAUCCACGAUCCAUCGCGUUGUCUUGCCCAGUUUCCUGGCCCCGACGCUCUACGCCAUGGACGGCUGGAGCUUCCCCUACGUUUUGGGACUGUUCGCGGGUCUUCGCAGCCUCCUGCGUGACCAUGGUCGCCGCCUGACGGUCAUGCUGUCCCUCUCCACGACUCUGUACGAGCGCCACAACGAGUACGUGCGCCAGCUCGAGAACCUCUGCGACAACGUCGUCGAGCUGGUGCCGCUGCCGCCGGGGCCGCCUUCGGCCGCCACCAGGACUGGCUCGUCCUCGUCGUCCGCCCACAACGACAAGUCGCCCGCCGACAAGAUGCAGGGCUGGUUCAAGGUUCACAAGCUGCAGCUGUACUCGGAGAUUGGUGGUGCUGGUGCCACGCCGCAGGGCAAAUCGCUGCACGAAAACCUGUGUUUCAGCGUCAGCGGCUCCAAGGGUCUUGUUGUCGACCCGUACAGCUUGCCACCGAUUGAAGAUGACAACGGCAAAGAAAAGUCGCCUGCGAGCACUGUCAAAGACGGUAUGGCGUUUUGA
Sporothrix brasiliensis 5110 is the source of this 1485-nucleotide messenger RNA. RefSeq names its product elongator complex protein 4. The record is from RefSeq and is a predicted model, not a curated record. Gene Ontology annotation, cellular component: cytoplasm; transcription elongation factor complex; elongator holoenzyme complex. Bases 1 to 1485 code for a protein of 494 amino acids. Gene Ontology annotation, biological process: tRNA wobble uridine modification. NCBI's taxonomy places the organism in Eukaryota, Fungi, Ascomycota, Sordariomycetes, Ophiostomatales, Ophiostomataceae. The transcript is spliced from 2 exons.